GCGCCUUGAUGGGCUGAAGAAGUUGGUCCUUACCAAUAUGUCUGCCGAUAUAUGCAAAGGAAUACAAGCGGUGCUGGAUAAGAUGCCCAAAUUGGAAUAUCUAGAAAUAAACAAUUAUAAUGAUAUGAUGACUUGCCAUGAUUAUGGGCCUCUAUCGCGUCUGACACGUUUGCAGCAUCUCUUGGUGUCGAUACAAGUGCCCGAUGAGGGUGUGGAAGCUAUAUUGCAGAACUGCAAGGAGUUGACUAGCUUGAAUUUCUCAGGUUGUGCAGCCAUGACCGGGUCCUCCGUGGCUGCCUCCGUGUGCCGCUGGGGCUCGCGGCUCCGCUCGCUGACCCUGGAAGGCUUCGAUGGAUUGAAUGACGAAGAUGUGGUCACCAUCAUCAGAGGAUGCCCCGAGCUUAUGUCGUUGGAAUUGAUGGAGUCUCAGUAUUUGACGCCCAACCUGCCGGAGCUCGCGUCGGAGGCGCGCCACGCGGCGCGGCCCGGCGUGCGUCUGCGCCUCCAGAUAGACUACAGCCUUAUGUCGGAUGAGGUUCGACUGGCACAAAUGUGCGAGGAGUAUGAUCAGUUUAAGUCGGAGUAUGAAGACCUGGAUAUAGAGUUAUUAUUGUUACCUUAAAUAAUCUUACAAUAAUAAUAUCUUUUUAUCAGAAAA
Cydia amplana is the source of this 658-nucleotide messenger RNA. RefSeq lists its product as uncharacterized. The coding region runs from base 38 to 622 and encodes 194 amino acids. The record is from RefSeq and is a predicted model, not a curated record. The transcript is spliced from 4 exons. NCBI's taxonomy places the organism in Eukaryota, Metazoa, Arthropoda, Insecta, Lepidoptera, Tortricidae.